Molecule: messenger RNA, 1533 nt
Organism: Cajanus cajan (pigeon pea)
Lineage: Eukaryota; Viridiplantae; Streptophyta; Magnoliopsida; Fabales; Fabaceae
Product: sugar transport protein 1
Biological process (GO): monosaccharide transmembrane transport
Cellular component (GO): membrane
Molecular function (GO): monosaccharide transmembrane transporter activity
Source: RefSeq, a predicted model, not a curated record
AUGGCAGGAGGGGUCAUAUCUAAUGCUUCUGGGAAAGAUUAUCCCGGAAAGCUUACUUUCAGAGUUUUCAUCACUUGUUUGGUUGCUGCAUUUGGAGGGCUAAUUUUUGGCUACGAUCUGGGCAUCUCAGGUGGAGUUACGUCAAUGGAUCCAUUCUUGAAGAAAUUUUUCCCAGACGUGUAUGAAAAGGAGCACAACAUACAGGUGUCGGUGAACCAGUACUGCAAAUUUGACAGCCAAAUAUUAACAUUGUUUACUUCUUCUCUGUACUUGGCUGCUCUUGUCUCAUCCAUUGGUGCAUCCACGGUUACUAGAGUCUUCGGAAGACGACUCACCAUGAUUUCUGGUGGUGUGCUUUUUCUUGCUGGUGCUGGAUUGAAUGCAUUCGCCCAACGAGUCUGGAUGCUUAUCGUAGGUCGCUUGCUUCUUGGUUGUGGAAUUGGAUGUUCCAAUCAGUCUGUGCCAAUUUACGUGAGUGAGAUUGCUCCCUACAAGUAUAGAGGAGCUCUAAACAUGAUGUUCCAGUUGUUGAUCACAAUAGGGUUAUUUGUGGCGAAUGUUCUGAAUUACGUUUUCUCCAAAAUGGAGAAUGGAGAAGGGUGGCGCUAUAGUUUGGGGUUUGCAGCAGUUCCUGCAAUAAUGAUAAUUUUAGGUGCAAUCUUUCUUCCCGAUACACCAAGUUCUUUGAUUGAGCGUGGUAAAAGCGAGGAAGCGAAAAAAGAGUUGAUAAAAAUUCGUGGCACAAGCGACGUUGAGGAGGAGUAUAAGGAUUUAGUGGCAGCGAGUGAAUCAUCAAAGAGUGUGAAACACCCUUGGACUUGUUUACUGACAAGGCACUAUAGGCCCCAUCUCACCAUGGCCAUUGCCAUUCCAGCCUUCCAACAACUCACUGGCAUGAAUGUCAUAACAUUCUACGCUCCUGUUUUGUUCAAAACCAUUGGUUUUGGUGCCAAUGCUUCACUAAUGUCUGCUAUGAUCACCGGAGGUUGUAAUGCUGUUGCCACCCUUGUUUCCAUUGCAUCGGUUGACAAGUUCGGGAGACGUACUCUUUUCUUAUUUGGUGGGGCUCAGAUGUUCGUGUGUCAGAUGUUGAUAACAGUGGCAAUUGCAUAUAAGUUUGGAAUAAAUGGAAACCCUGGUGUGUUGCCAACGUGGUAUGCUACAGCUGUGGUGGUAGCUAUUUGCGUGUAUGUUGCGGGAUUUGCAUGGUCUUGGGGUCCUUUGGGGUGGUUGGUUCCCAGUGAGAUUUUUCCUCUUCAAGUUCGAUCUGCUGCUCAGAGUAUCAAUGUUUCCACCAACAUGAUCUUCACCUUUGCCAUUGCUCAAAUUUUCACUGCCAUGCUAUGCCACAUGAAGUUUGGAUUGUUCAUUUUCUUUGGAUUUUUUGUAGUAGUCAUGAAUGUGUUCAUCUACAAGCUUUUGCCAGAAACUAAAGGAGUUCCAAUAGAAGAGAUGUAUUGCGUGUGGCAAAAACACCCUUACUGGAAAAGAUUUGUCAAGCCGGCUGAGAACCAACCUCACUCUGACUGUUAG